AUGGCUUGGGCCGAAGAGCGGAGCUAUCGGGGGAAGACCAUCCGCCGGGUCUUCAUCUCAGGGACCAGAGGGAGCGGCGAGGAGAGGAGGCACCUGGACCAGCUCCUGCAGGAGGAGGGGAGGACCUACGGGGACCUCCUGCAGUGGGACUUCACCGACUCCUUCUACAACCUGACACUGAAGCAGCUGCUGUUCCUGGACUGGUUCCAGACCCGGUGUCGCCGCUGCCGCUUCCUGAUGAGCGGAGACGAUGACAUCUUCGCCAACACCGACAACAUGGUGGAGUUUCUGCUCAGUCGCCACGACAACGACGGAGACCAGCCCCUGUUCGUGGGUGGGUCCGAUAGUUCUGGAUGA
Molecule: messenger RNA, 357 nt
Organism: Knipowitschia caucasica
Lineage: Eukaryota; Metazoa; Chordata; Actinopteri; Gobiiformes; Gobiidae
Source: the annotation of a GenBank genome assembly